CGACAUUAAACGAUAAAUACACUUCUCUAGGUCUAUGUACCCGUAACGAUUUUCAAUAGUCCAGGAGGGCGGCAAUGCAAGAUUCUUCUACCAGCUUUCCAAGCGAGGACACUGAGGUUCAGAAAGACCAAGUGGUUACGUGUUGAGUAGUCGGGAAGAGCUCGCAUCCCUGGUGUCCACGAACCGCUCAAACAAGCUCCACUAAUGGUUGUUCCUGGUCACUCCGGAUACUGAUGCUCAGCGACUCCCAGCUUUCGGUAAGGUGGCACUUCCGCUGGCUCCUCCCUCCGCUACCAGUCACGAGUUGUCCCCAGGUCUCCGCCCCUUUGCCAGCUGAUUGGGCAGUUCCCAUUUUCUGAUUGGCUGUUCUUUUUGUGGCUCACCAACCCAACCGGAUAUAGAAGCAGGCUUUCCGCUUCCACCUUCUCCCACCUCUCGCUCGUCCUCCGGUAGCAGCCGCCAGCACAGUGUCCGCUGCUGGGCGGGGUAUCGGCGGAUCGGUCGGUUGGUUUCAGCUUCGGUGUCGCUGCAGUUGACUUGGGCCGUCAUGGCUGAGUUGGAUCCAUUCGGCGCUCCCGCCGGUGCGCCCGGUGGCCCCGCACUAGGGAACGGGGUGGCGGGCUCCGGCGAGGAAGACCCGGCCGCGGCCUUCUUGGCGCAGCAGGAGAGUGAGAUUGCGGGCAUCGAGAACGACGAGGCCUUCGCCAUCCUGGACGGCGGCGCCCCCGGGCCGCAGCCACACGGCGAGCCGCCGGGGGGUCCGGAUGCCGUGGAUGGAGUGAUGAAUGGUGAAUACUACCAGGAGAGCAAUGGUCCAACAGACAGUUACGCAGCCAUUUCAGAAGUGGAUCGAUUGCAAUCAGAGCCUGAAAGUAUCCGUAAGUGGAGAGAAGAGCAAACAGAGCGUCUGGAAGCCCUCGAUGCCAAUUCUCGGAAGCAAGAAGCGGAGUGGAAAGAGAAGGCGAUAAAGGAGCUGGAGGAGUGGUACGCGAGGCAGGACGAGCAGCUGCAGAAGACAAAGGCAAACAACAGGGCAGCAGAAGAAGCCUUUGUAAACGACAUUGACGAGUCAUCCCCAGGCACUGAGUGGGAGCGGGUGGCCCGCCUGUGUGACUUUAACCCCAAGUCCAGCAAACAGGCCAAAGAUGUCUCUCGCAUGCGCUCAGUCCUCAUCUCCCUGAAGCAGGCCCCCCUGGUGCAUUGAAGAGCUACCCUGUGGAAACACUACGUCUACAGUAUCUUAAUCCUACUCAGUGAAGCUGUUCACGUAAUUGGAUUAAUUAUGUUGAGUUCUUUUGGACCAAACCUUUUGUCUUUAGAGUUGAUCAUUGUUUGUGAUUGCAUGUUUCCUUCAACUGUGUUCUCCCUGGCAUUCAGAGAAGAGAGAGGAAGAGGAAGGGAGGGAAGCUCCCAACAGUAGCCUCAACCUGUGCUUUUGUGCAUUAUUCUGAGAAUAAAUUUCUGUUUCAAACAAUAUAAA
Messenger RNA from Arvicanthis niloticus (Nile rat), 1480 nucleotides. It is a transcript of the gene Clta, whose product is annotated as clathrin light chain A. Gene Ontology annotation, cellular component: plasma membrane; postsynaptic endocytic zone cytoplasmic component; synaptic vesicle membrane. Gene Ontology annotation, biological process: intracellular protein transport; clathrin-dependent endocytosis. The record is from RefSeq and is a predicted model, not a curated record. NCBI's taxonomy places the organism in Eukaryota, Metazoa, Chordata, Mammalia, Rodentia, Muridae. Gene Ontology annotation, molecular function: structural molecule activity; clathrin heavy chain binding.